ACUCAGGAAAGUGAAACUAACCCAGUUUCACUGCCGGGAGGGAGCCAUGGCUGCAGAGAACCCCAUGGAAAGUCUCCAGAAAGAAGUGACUUGUCCCAUCUGUCUGGAGUAUUUCACAGAACCUGUCACUCUGGAGUGUGGGGACAAUUUCUGCCGAGCCUGUGUCACCCAGUGCUGGCAGGGAUCAGAUACAGACUUCUCCUGCCCUCAGUGCAGAGAAACUGUGCAACAGAGAAACCUCAAGCUGAACAGGCAGCUGGCAAAUGUCCUAGAAAUAGUCAAACAGCUGAAUUUACACAAAGCAAAAGGAGCGGGAGGGGAUGGUGUGUGUGGGGAACACCAGGAGCCUCUCAAACUGUUCUGUGAAGAGGAUCAAACCCCCAUCUGUGUGUUGUGUGACAGAUCACAGGCUCACAGAGCUCACACUGUGGUUCUCAUAGAGGAGGCUGCCCAGGAGUACAAGAAGAAAAUUCAGACCCAUUUGAAGACCCUGAGGAAAGAGAGAGAAAAGCUCCUGAGACUGAAUGUGAUUGUAAAGAAUAGAAUCCAGGAAUAUCUGAAACAAACACAAACCAAGAGGCAUAAGAUUGUGUCUGAAUUUCAGCAACUGCGGCAGUUCCUGGAGGAACAAGAGCGACUCCUGCUGGCCCAGCUAGAAAAGCUGGACAAGAAGGUUGUAAAGAUACAGAAUGAAAGUACCACCAAAUGCUCUGAGGAGAUUUCCCGUCUCAGUGAGCUGAUUAGUGAGAUGGAGGGGAAGUGUCAGAAGCCAGGGAGUGAAUUCCUGCAGGAUGUCAGAAGCACCUUGAGCAGGUGUGAGAAGGGGAAGUUCCAGCAGCCGGCGGAGAUUUCUCUUGAACUGGAAAAGAGCCUGAGUGAUUUCGCCCAGAAAACUAUUGCUCUAAUGGAGACGCUGAGGAAGGUCAAAGACAUUCUGCCAAUUGAACUGGAGGGAAAAAAAGAGAAUACUCUAGGAUCGCACAGACAGGUGAAUGUGACGCUGGAUCCAGACACGGCUCAUCCUGAACUCCUCCUCUCUGAGGGUCAGAAAAGUGUCAGAUGGGGAGACAAAUGGCACAGACUGCCCAACAAUCCCAAGAGAUUUGAUACCCUGGAGUGCGUGCUGGGCUGUGAGGGAUUCACAUCUGGGAGAUACUACUGGGAGGUGGAGGUGGGAGGUGAAAUAAUCUGGGCUGUGGGGGUUGCCAGAGAGUCUGUGAGGAGGAAGGGAUUGAUCUGCUUUAACCCUGAGUGGGGGAUCUGGGCUGUGGAGCAGUGGUGGGGUGAGUUCCAGGCUCUCACCUCCCCUAAAACCCCUCUGCCACUGAGCUGGGUCCCCAAGAGGAUCCGGGUUUGUCUGGACUAUGAACAGGGGCUGGUGACAUUUCUGGAUGCUGAUAAUGAUGCCCCAAUCUUCACUUUCCCACCGGCUUCCUUCAGUGGGGAGAGAAUCCACCCCUGGCUUUGGGUUCAGAGUGAACAAUCACAGCUCAGACUGUGUCCCUGACACUUGGGGAAAACAUCCCCUCUAAGGACCCUGAAAUCAACCUCUCUAGCCUCAGACACCCUAAUCUCUAUGAUCAUAGAAUAUCAGGGUUGGAAGGGACAUCAGGAGGUCAUCUAGUUCAACCCCCUGCUCAAAGCAGGACCAAUUCCCAACUAAAUCAUCCCAGCCAGGGCUUUGUCAAGCCGGGCCUUAAAAACCUCCAAGGAAGGAGACUCCACCACCUCCCUAGGUAACGCAUUCCAGUGCCUCACCACCCUCCUAGUGAAAUAGUGUUUCCUAAUAUCCAACCUAGACC
Emys orbicularis (European pond turtle) is the source of this 1802-nucleotide messenger RNA. Its product is annotated as zinc finger protein RFP-like. The transcript has 7 exons. Lineage: Eukaryota; Metazoa; Chordata; Testudines; Emydidae. Gene Ontology annotation, biological process: protein ubiquitination. The record is from RefSeq and is a predicted model, not a curated record. The coding region runs from base 47 to 1507 and encodes 486 amino acids. Gene Ontology annotation, cellular component: cytoplasm. Gene Ontology annotation, molecular function: zinc ion binding; protein binding; ubiquitin protein ligase activity.